AUGCGGUGCGAAUUCCGAACGUUGAAGCCUUGGGAAACCCAAAACGGGGCCCGUUUGGAACGUCGACCAAUGAGCGUUCGCCACGUUGCACGGCGCCACGUCACCCUUCCCUGUUCCCGUUUUGACGGCCCCACUAAAUAAUUCCCAUUUAUUAUUAUUUAUUAUCGUCCUCUCUGGCUCUCUCUCUUCUCCCCAAUCCCGAGAAAGAGAGAGAGAGAAACCAUGGCGCCUGAAGAGUCGUACCCGGAAGAUUCCCCCCGCCCCUCAAAUUAGGGUUAGGGUUAGGGUUUUAGAUCCUUGGAGGCGAUGGAGACGGAGGCCUACGCGGGGCCGCUCGACGACGCGGCGGCGGCAGACGCCGUGUUCGCGCGGCGCCGCUGCUGCUGCUUCUGGAUCCCGUGGACGGGGCGCCGGCCCGCGGAGGCGUCGUCGACGGUGGAGUGGUGGGAGCGGAUCCAGGGCUCGGAGAGGCUCGGCGAUGGGCGGCGAUCGCCUUCGUCUUCGUCGGCGGAGGGGUGGUGGUGGAGGUGGGGGGUCAGAGCGACGAUGAAGGUGCGGGAGUGGUCGGAGCUCGUGGCGGGUCCCCGGUGGAAGACCUUCAUACGGCGCUUCAAUCGAAACCCUAGACACGGCGGCGGCGGCGGCGGCGGCGGCGGAGAUGGGUUUGCUAGGUUCGGAUCUGGGAGGUUCCAGUACGAUCCGCUCAGCUACGCGCUCAACUUCGACGAGGGCCACGGGUGGAGCCCCGAGGGCGACUACUCGGGAUACCGCGACUUCUCCGCCCGGUUCGCCGCGCCCCCGGCCUCGGCGAAGGGGUCGAUGGACCUCGGCGGCCGGGACGCGCCGCCGCUGUUCGGCGCCGCCUCCGCCGCCGCUCGGUCGUGAGGGGUGGAGGGCGACGUGCGAUGGAUCAUGGGGUGAGGGGCUUCGAGUUGGAUGAGGAGUUCAACGUGCGCACGCUACCUCUGGAUUUUUUUCUUUUUUUUUCCCCCUUUUUCUUGUUCAAAAAAGGGUAGUAAAAAAAAAAAGGAAAAUUAUAGUCCUUGUCGUUCUUUCGUUUGCGUUGGCGUUGAUAGCGAAGUUUACCUGUAUAUGAUAAUGAAAUUUCCCUCCCUUGGAUUGUAGUUUGUAAUAUCUGAAUUUAUCACUAUUCAUUUAUAGAAUUUUAAGAUUUGUUUCGGUAUUCAAA
Molecule: messenger RNA, 1189 nt
Organism: Ananas comosus (pineapple)
Lineage: Eukaryota; Viridiplantae; Streptophyta; Magnoliopsida; Poales; Bromeliaceae
Exons: 1
Coding region: 307-885 (192 amino acids)
Source: RefSeq, a predicted model, not a curated record